AUGGGGUUGGUUGAUAUCCCUUGUGUGGGAGACGCAGAUUUGAUCGAGCAAAUUUUGGGGUAUGACAGUAGAGAUAUAUCGUACCAUACUCCAAUUUGGCUCAAAACUGAGAAGGUCGAUUGGGGUCCUAAGCCUUUUAGGUUUAACAAUGUUUGGUUCAAACAUGAAGGCUUCAAUUCUUUUAUUAAAGAGGACUGGGCAAAGUUGAAGAUAGAGGGUAGAGGAGACUUUAUUUUGUAUGAGAAGCUUAAAAGGUUGAAGUACUGGAUUAGAGAAUGGAAUCGUGAUGUCUUUGGUCUGAUAGACUUGAAAGUUAGUGAGAAGGUGAAAAAUAUUAACGAGUUAGAUAUGUUAUUGGUGAAAUUUUUUGAAGGUAAUGUCGACCCUUUAGUUAGCCUUAGAAGGGAAGCUACCAAAAAGUUAUGGAAUUGGAUAAAUGUAAAAGAAAGCAUGCUUAGGUUGAAAUCUAGACAACUUAGCUUGAAGGAUGGAGAUAAGAACACUCGUUUCUUUCAUAAUUCGAUGAAGGAGAGAUAUAGACGGAACACUAUCACUUUAUUGGAAGGGGAGAACAGAAGGGUGGAAGGAGUUGAAGAAAUUAAGGAUACGGUCAAGUUGCAUUUUGAAAUCUGA
Vicia villosa (hairy vetch) is the source of this 633-nucleotide messenger RNA. RefSeq lists its product as uncharacterized. Lineage: Eukaryota; Viridiplantae; Streptophyta; Magnoliopsida; Fabales; Fabaceae. The coding region runs from base 1 to 633 and encodes 210 amino acids. The transcript has 2 exons. The record is from RefSeq and is a predicted model, not a curated record.